AAAGAGCGUGGUUAGUGGGACAGCUCUCCACGGCCCCAAGGCAUGGCUUUCUCACGGCGGCGCCACCUGUUGCAGCAUCAGUUCCAAUACCUCCGCUGCCUGAUUCCGACAAUCUCAAUCGUUUCCGCCACUCUCCUCAUCCUUCUUGCACUUCUCUCUUUUCUCGCUCCUGCUCCCGUCGAUAAUCUCUCCCUCGGCCGCCGCUACCUCAAUCGCGUAUCUUUCGAUGGUGGCAUUGAGGUUCACGGCUCUGCGAAUGCGAGUGGCGUUUUCCGUGUUCCAAUGGACGGAGGGAAUUUAGGCCAUGAUCUCUGGGGUUCAACGUUGUCAAGAUUCUACUAUGGAUGUAGUAAUGCCAGCAAUAAGUUUGCGACACCGGAUGUUAUCACAGAACCCAAUCGUUAUCUGCUGAUUGCAACCAGUGGAGGCUUAAAUCAACAAAGGACAGGGAAAAAACAUGGCAUGGUAUCAACUGUCCUAGUCUAUGUAAAAUAUUUGUGUAUUAUUUUUUGUAGAUUCUACAUGUUUCCCUUUUAAUUUAAGAAGCUUUAAGUCUUUAUGUAUUGAACAGUAUCACAAGUACCAUAGAAAUGAUUGGUAAUUUUUUA
This is a messenger RNA of Macadamia integrifolia, 608 nucleotides long. RefSeq names its product O-fucosyltransferase 6-like. The coding region runs from base 43 to 537 and encodes 164 amino acids. NCBI's taxonomy places the organism in Eukaryota, Viridiplantae, Streptophyta, Magnoliopsida, Proteales, Proteaceae. The transcript has 5 exons. The record is from RefSeq and is a predicted model, not a curated record.